This is a messenger RNA of Drosophila nasuta, 2056 nucleotides long. It is a transcript of the gene Sec22, whose product is annotated as vesicle-trafficking protein SEC22. The transcript has 4 exons. Gene Ontology annotation, molecular function: SNAP receptor activity. Bases 635 to 1270 code for a protein of 211 amino acids. Gene Ontology annotation, biological process: retrograde vesicle-mediated transport, Golgi to endoplasmic reticulum; endoplasmic reticulum to Golgi vesicle-mediated transport. Lineage: Eukaryota; Metazoa; Arthropoda; Insecta; Diptera; Drosophilidae. The record is from RefSeq and is a predicted model, not a curated record.
AACUUCGAGAGCGAUUCAAAACUACCCGCCUUUUUAUACUCACACAAAUGCGGUGUAACCAAACUAAUGCAUCUCUAGUAUAUUCUAUAUGGUAUAGUAUAUUUGCAAGAGUAAUCGAUUACAAAUAAUUGACUAUCGAAUUGCGUUCAUCUCUAAAACUAACGAGACCCGCUGACGUGUUUCCAGCAAUACAAAAUAAAACACGAAUCAGUUUCCACCAAAACACACAACAUUAAUCCAUAAUUCGUAUAUAUUUACUGAACGACGUCCAACGGGCCAUCAAAAUAGAAACCAUUAGAUACAGUGCGACAUCAGAGUGACGACUUCCCUGUGGUAAUCAACAAAUGCAACCAAAAAUUGCAGUCAUUGAAUUGAAAGUUGGCAAAUCGCAACCGCAACAUUAACGAAAUCGAGAGCGACGAUAGCGGCACUGGGUGGAGGGAGACAGAAGAGUGGCCACAAAAACAGCAACAAACGAGCUGGAAAGACAGAAACCGCAUUACAAUAAACUGUAGCCGUGGCCACACACCGAACACACACACGCACGCACAUUGAGUGCUUGUGGUCCACGUAGAAGCUGCCCAAGCUACAGACAUAGAGAGAGACAGAGCAAUUCACAGACACAGCAGCAGAGAUGGCGUUGCUAACGAUGAUUGCCCGUGUCAUUGAUGGUCUUCCAUUGGUUGGCACCAUGCAGGACGACGAACAGAGCGGUCGCAGCAUUUUGGACUAUCAAAAUCAAGCGAAAAUGUUGUUUCGAAAGCUGGGUACACACUCGCCGGCCAGAAGCAGCAUUGAGACAGGACCAUAUCUCUUCCACUAUCUAAUCGAGAAUGAUGUUUGCUAUUUGGUGAUGGUUGAUAAAAUGUAUUCGAAGCGUUUGGCCUUCAACUAUCUGGAGGAUCUGGCACAGGAGUUUCAUACGAACUAUGGCAGGCGUGUCAAUUCCGUGACACGCCCCUACGCCUUCAUUGAGUUUGAUGUGUACAUACAGAAGGCGAAAAAGCAAUUAACCGAUCGCAGACGCAACAUCAGCAACAUCAACACACAGCUGCAGGAUGUGCAACGUAUUAUGGUUCAGAAUAUCGAUGAUGUGCUGCAACGUGGCACAGUCUUGGCAGAGUUGGAUACGAAAACACAGAACCUCUCGAUGAUGUCGCAAAAGUAUAAAAAGGAUGCCAAAUUGCUCAAUCGCAAAUCGAUGUACGUGAAGGCGGCGGCUGUGGGCACCAUAUUUCUAGUGUUUAUAUUAUACUUCUGGGUUUUGUAAUAUAUACAUGUGUGUAUGCGUGUAUAUGCUUUAAUAUGUGUAUGUGCAUAUGCAUAUGUAUAUUUAGUUGCUAGUUGUUAAUUGUUAAUUGUAAUUGGCUUAGCACCAGCAGCAGCAGCAGCGGCGGCGACGAUGAUGAUGAUGAUAAUGAUGAUAUACUUAGUUGAUGUUGCUGUUGUUGUUGUUGCUGUUGCUGGCAGUGCCCUGAAAACGUCUGAGACGUGAAGCGGGCGCAGACAGCGGAAAGGCCAAAAGACAUUUAAAUAUUUUAUAUAGUAAUUGUACAACAACAACUGAAGCAACGACAGCAGCAGCAGCAGCAAUGAAACCGCUAGUUAAUAACAUUAACAACACUAAAUUGGGGGCAAAACACAACACACGACUUUGACAUGCGCCGCGCUUGCUUUCAUUUACCUUGCGUUUUGAGUUUUUUUCUUUUACAAAUUUUAUUUAUCAUUUAAAUAUCAGAACAACAACGACAAGAUCAACUCCAUUAGCCAGCAAUAAGAACAGAACGAACCAUCACUCUUUGUAUUAACGCAUUUAUGCCUUUGUUAAUCUGAUUCGAUUUGAUUUAAUUUGUGUUUACAUACAUCGUAGUAUAAGCGGGGAGAACGCGCAGCCUUAGUUUCGAAAUUUUGUAAAUGAAUUGAAAAGUAAUAGAUGCAAGCAAAUGUGUGAAUAUAAAUAAUGUAGAUUGUAUAUGCAUAUGAUAUGCUGAUCAUGAUAUGAAUGACUAAUGAUGGAUGCUAUGUAACAUCAAUAAAAUACGAUUUAGGCAAUUUA